This is a messenger RNA of Trichosurus vulpecula (common brushtail), 4984 nucleotides long. RefSeq names its product RAS p21 protein activator 3 (gene RASA3). Lineage: Eukaryota; Metazoa; Chordata; Mammalia; Diprotodontia; Phalangeridae. Gene Ontology annotation, biological process: negative regulation of Ras protein signal transduction; regulation of GTPase activity; intracellular signal transduction. The transcript is spliced from 24 exons. The record is from RefSeq and is a predicted model, not a curated record. Bases 257 to 2773 code for a protein of 838 amino acids. Gene Ontology annotation, molecular function: GTPase activator activity.
AGAGCCCGGGGACUGGGGGCUGCGCAGUGCGCGCCGCGCUCCUGCUGCUAGCUGCCGCUGCUGCUGCCGCUGCUGCUGCUCCUCCACCUCUUCCUAGGUCUUGCUGCUGCUGCUGCUGCUGCUUGUCCCUCGCGGUACAGCCAGGCCAGCCCUGGGCUGCUCUCCCGCGGCGGCAGCGGCGGCUGCAUUUCGGUGCAGAGCCCGAGACAGCUGGAGCCGUCAGACAAGUGGGCAAGCGGGCGAACGGUCAGACAGCAUGGCGGUAGAGGAAGAGGGGCUUCGCGUCUUCCAAAGCGUGAAGAUUAAAAUAGGAGAAGCCAAAAAUCUUCCUACUUAUCCGGGGCCAAACAAGAUGAGGGAUUGCUACUGUACUGUAAACCUGGACCAGGAAGAGGUUUUCAGGACCAAAAUAGUGGAGAAAUCACUAUGUCCCUUUUAUGGAGAAGACUUUUACUGUGAAAUUCCUCGGAGUUUUCGGCACUUGUCCUUUUACAUUUUUGAUAGAGAUGUGUUCAGGAGGGAUUCCAUUAUAGGAAAAGUGGCCAUACAGAAGGAAGACCUCCAGAAGUAUCAUAACAGAGAUACUUGGUUUCAGCUGCAGCAUGUUGAUGCUGAUUCAGAAGUCCAGGGAAAAGUACACCUUGAGAUGAGGCUGAGUGAGGUCAUUACGGACACUGGUGUCAUUUGCCAUAAACUUGCUACCCGAGUUCUAGAGUGCCAGGGUCUCCCGAUAGUGAACGGACAGUGCGACCCUUAUGCCACGGUUACUUUAGCAGGACCAUACAGAUCAGAAGCAAAAAAGACUAAAGUGAAAAAGAAGACCAACAAUCCCCAUUUUGAUGAAGUGUUUUAUUUUGAGGUGACCAGACCCUGCAGCUACAGCAAGAAGUCCCAUUUUGACUUUGAAGAAGAGGAUGUUGACAAACUUGAAAUUAGGGUUGACCUGUGGAAUGCCAGUAAUUUGAAGUUUGGAGAUGAGUUCCUAGGAGAGCUGAGGAUUCCUCUGAAAGUCCUCCGACAAUCCAGUUCUUAUGAAGCAUGGUAUUUCCUGCAGCCCAGAGAUAAUGGAAGUAAAUCCCUGAAACCAGGUGACCUGGGUUCCCUAAGGUUAAAUGUGGUUUACACUGAAGAUCAUGUAUUUUCCUCAGAUUAUUACAGCCCUCUUCGAGACCUCCUGUUAAAAUCUGCAGAUGUUGAGCCUGUGUCUGCAUCUGCAGCCCAUAUUUUGGGAGAAGUGUGUAGAGAAAAGCAUGAAGCAGCAAUCCCACUUGUGCGCCUCUUCUUACACUAUGGCAAGAUUGUGCCUUUCAUCAGUGCCAUUGCCAACGCUGAAGUGAAGAGGACUCAAGACCCAAAUACCAUUUUCAGAGGAAAUUCUUUAACGUCCAAGUGCAUUGAUGAGACAAUGAAGCUGGCAGGAAUGCAUUAUCUUCAAGUUACAUUAAAGCCAAUUAUAGAGGAGAUAUGCCAAGUCCACAAACCUUGUGAAAUUGAUCCAGUAAAGUUAAAAGAUGGAGAGAACCUGGAAAACAAUAUGGAAAACCUGAGGCAAUAUGUUGAUCGAAUCUUCAAUGUUAUCACGAAAUCUGGGGUAAGCUGCCCAACCGUCAUGUGUGAUAUUUUCUUUUCACUGAGAGAAUCAGCUGCCAAACGAUUCCAAGGUGACCUGGAUGUGAGAUAUACUGCCGUGAGCAGCUUUAUUUUUCUGAGAUUCUUUGCUCCUGCCAUCCUUUCACCAAACCUUUUUCAACUCACCCCUCAUCAUACGGACCCACAGACUUCUAGAACCUUGACACUUAUCUCCAAGACUAUACAGACCCUGGGCAGUUUAUCCAAAUCCAAAUCUGCCAGUUUCAAAGAGUCUUACAUGGCUACAUUCUAUGAUUUCUUCAAUGAGCAGAAAUAUGCCGAUGCAGUAAAAAAUUUCUUAGAUCUGAUUUCAUCCUCUGGAAGAAGAGACCACAAGAGUAUAGAGCAACCUAUAUUACUUAAAGAAGGGUUCAUGAUCAAGAGGGCCCAAGGAAGAAAACGCUUCGGGAUGAAGAACUUCAAGAAGAGGUGGUUCCGUCUCACAAAUCACGAAUUUACCUAUCAGAAAAGCAAAGGUAACAAGAAAGGAGACCAGCCUCUCUAUAGCAUUCCUAUUGAGAACAUUCUGGCUGUGGAGAAAUUAGAGGAGGAAUCCUUCAAAAUGAAAAACAUGUUCCAGGUCAUCCAGCCAGAGCGAGCUUUGUAUAUCCAGGCCAACAACUGCGUGGAGGCGAAGGACUGGAUUGACAUCCUCACCAAAGUCAGCCAGUGCAACAAAAAGCGCCUCACCGUCUACCACCCCUCAGCAUACCUGAACGGUCACUGGCUCUGCUGCAAGGCCACGUGUGAUACCACUCCUGGCUGCACACCCUGUACAGGUGGCCUUCCAGCAAACAUACAGCUCGAUAUUGAUGGGGACCGAGAGACAGAGCGAAUCUACUCACUCUUCAACUCGUAUAUUAGUAAAUUAGAGAAGAUGCAAGAGGCUUGUGGCAGUAAAUCUGUCUAUGAUGGACCGGAGCAGGAAGAGUAUUCAACAUUCAUCAUCGAUGACCCUCAGGAGACUUAUAAAACACUAAAGCAAAUCAUAGCAGGUGUUGGAGCUUUAGAACAGGAGCACGCCCAAUACAAAAGGGACAAAUUCAAGAAGACAAAAUAUGGGAGCCAAGAACACCCCAUCGGAGACAAGAGUUUCCAGAGUUACAUUCGACAGCAAUCUGAGAUUUCUGCGCAUUCCAUUUAGAACUGAAUGACCCGGGAUGGAGCCGGAGGAUUGGAUGAGGGAAGCUGGGAUCUUUGAAAAGGAAAACAAACAACGAAAGAGAACGCAAGCAAAGGGAUCCAUGCGUGGGAAAACGUGUAGAUAGCAAGCCAAGCUUAUGGACCUUUGAGACUUAAGAGUGUUCUUUCCUCUCUCCAAGAACAGUUGUAAUAGUUGCUACGCACUUUAUUCAUCUGGUGUUUGCCAGGUGACCGAACUCUGCCUCCCUGGCAUGUUUGUCAUCAUCAUUUGAAUUUGCCUCAGUCCCUUGGGAAUCUAGAGAUCAGUUCAAUGAUCACGAUCGAUCGUGUGGACGUCGUCUUGACAGCGCUCCAGCGGUCCACCGCCUUUGGGAAGCCAAGCCUGUUGCUGUGGACUUCAUAGGCAGCAGUAUUUUUAGAGCCGUGUAUUUUUUUUUUGUUUGUUUGUUUCACGUGCAGUUUUGCUGCUCCCCUUUAUUGUACAGUGCUUCACCCACCUGUGUAGUCCCUUAGGAAAUGCUUUGUAACACUCCGCUUUUAACACAUUCAGUGAAGUUAAGAAGAUCCUUUCUUUAAAGUACCCUGUCAUUGUGUAGUGGGUAGGGGACAGGCUGGAGAAAAGGGUCUUUUGUGGUGUUUUUUUUAAAGUUAGAUUAUCAGUUUUGUGGCUGUAACAUGCAAACUUUCAUAGAAAUCCAGAUCCAAAUGGUACUUUUGGUAUUUUUGAGAUACAGAGUUUCUUCUGCAGAUAACCUAACAGGGCCUGCAGCCUUUUUUGCCCAAGACAGUUCAGGGCCAACUUCAAAAAUUCCAUCAAGUGUCCUGGGGAUAGAAAGUUACAUGGAACUCCGAUAUCCCCUCCAAGUCUUUUACUGUGUCUGCCACAGCAGUGAGAGAGAUCACCGUGGGACUGGUUGUUCUUGAAAGGGUCACUUUGCAUAAGCUGUGAAGCAUCAGCUGGUGGCUUCUGGUUUAAAGGGCACUGUCUUACUUCAGGCAAGGCCGGUGUGAGUGGACCAGUGCCUGUCAACUGGGGUUGGCACCAGGUUCCAGACUUAGAGCUACAGAGCUAUUUUUUCCCCUGCUGAAUGAUAUUUAAAACCAGAUUCCAUACUGUUGGCAUCACUUUGGGGACUUGGGAGGAAUUUUAAAAAAAAGAUAUAUACAUUUUCAAGCAGUUUUUAUUAAUGUUUUUAAAGACAGUUUUUUAAAUGAACUCUUUGAUAAAAAAAAAUGUAAUUCAGUGUUACAGCAUUGGAGCCUAUGAUCAUUAAAUGGCCAAUGGAGAGGUGCAGUGUGGCAGGGUUUUUUUUUUUUUUUUUAAUAACAGAUCUAUGAUUUCCUCCCAGAGAGGAAUUUCCUCUACCAAUGUAGAUCAACACAUUCUUUCCGAAUUAUAGUCUUAGAGAGCUGCCUGAGGCACAAAUAGGGUUAAGUGACCUUAGAAUCAGGGUCACACAGUCAACCCACAUCAGAGAUAGGACUCGAACCCAGGUCUUCCUUAAUCCAAGGCCAUCUCUCUAGCCACUGUGAGAGUGGCAGUAAAAAGGGACAAUAAACUGUGUAUCUCAUUAAUACCAAUAAAUGUUUUUGGAAGGGAAGAAAUCAGAUGAUUGAAAAAUAUUUGAUCUUUAGACUGCCAAAACUUUGUUCUGCCAGCUCCUAAGAAAGGUGUUUUGCCCUUGUCACCCUGAAUCCUCUUCAGAGCCUUGGCCAUGGUUUUUUUGGGCAGCUUUCACAGGGCAGCAGCUACAGAUGCUUUGGGAGAAGGGGUUGAUGAACAAGUCGGACCAGAAUUAAAAAAAAUGCAAGCAAAAACCUCUUCAUCUUGCUAUCAAGCCCAUUUGCUAGAGCAUUUAAAAGCCAGUUCGCAAUGGGUUUGCAAUGUGCUUAUGUGGCUGGCUGGUUUUUGCAAAGCUCUGUUUUACUAGUAUGGUGAUGUUUACAUCAUAAUUUCUCUCUGUUCUUGUUUGGAAAUAUUAUAGCUCAGACUCUUAACCUAGAUGGGGAAAAAUGGUUAUGUUCUUUGUCAUCACAGAAAUAAUGGAGGGUGGGUAGUUGCAGAAAAUCAAAUUUGGGGCACACAGCAAUUAGGCAUCCAACUAAACUGCAAUUUUUAACAUGGGUUUAUAACUUAAUAUUCUGUUUAUAAAAUACUAAUGAUCUGCGAUGUAUUUUACUUGCCAAUUAAAACAAAUGUUUUAUUCUUUCU